UUUUGUUCUUUGGUAAUAUAUAACCAUAGAACAAUAUUAUAACUCUAUGGUUAAAAUUCAUGAAUUAUCUAAAAUUAGUAUCUUAAUUUUUGGUACUUGUGGUUGUGAAUUUGUGAUACAAGACACAAGUGUACAAUAAUGAAUAAAUGAAUAAAAUACGACCCAAUACGGCAAUAUCCACGUCCCAUACAAUACGAACUAUUGUUAUGUGCUAUGGAACACGUACUAUAUUAAUGAGCCGAUUCUCAUUAGGUURUUGUUUAUUGAUACCAGUAAAAUAAGAAGAAAUGGAUGCCAUUAAAGAAGAAAUUGCAACAAUGAUCAUGAAAGAAAUUAGGAUACGUAAGAAAAAAAAAGCAAUUAAAGAUAUAAAUACCAUAACUUCUACAACUUUUAAUGAUGCUGAUCAUUCAUCAGAAUCAAAGAAAAUAUUUGGGGAAACAAGAACGAAAAAAAAGAAAAAAUCUAAUGAGGAGGCGCUUAAGGUAAAAAAAUUGAAUUUGAAUGAAGAGAGCAAACCAGUUGCUAACAAUACUAAAUCCAUUGAACUGCAAAAAAAUGCACAGAAAAAUUUUAAGUGUUCUGUUUGUUCUAAGACAUUUAAGUUUCAUUCUUUAUUAUUAAGGCACAACACUCAACAUACAAAUGAUAGACAAUUUGAAUGCAUGAUUUGUAGAACCUUAUUUACUCAAAAAACAUCUUUGGAUCAUCACUUGAAAUCACAUACUGGGGAAAAAUCUUACAAAUGCACAUUUUGUGGCCUAACGUUUUCAAAAAAAUCAAACUUAAAUUCACAUGAAAAAAUACAUAGUGAUAAAAAAGUUUUAGAGUGUGAUGUUUGUAAAAAACUGUUCAAGCAAUCAUUUACAUUGAUUAAUCACCGUAGGAUUCAUACCGGUGAAAAACCAUAUCAGUGUAAUGUGUGUUUGAAGUCAUUUGCAAAAAAAUAUGGAUUGGAUGUACACUAUCGAAUUCAUACUGGUGAGAGACCAUACUUAUGUGAAAAUUGUAAGCAAUCAUUCCUUACAAACAGCGAUCUUAAGAAACAUAAAAAAAGAUUUUUAAAUUGUAAUAGUUAAAAGUAAUUUUGUUCUCAUUUUUGAUUUGUUCAUACCAUUAAAUAUUAAUGAACUAAGUUCUUGAGCUUAGUUCUACUUAAUUUAAAAAUAAUUAUAUUUAAUAAAAUAU
Molecule: messenger RNA, 1188 nt
Organism: Diuraphis noxia (Russian wheat aphid)
Lineage: Eukaryota; Metazoa; Arthropoda; Insecta; Hemiptera; Aphididae
Biological process (GO): regulation of transcription by RNA polymerase II; embryo development
Cellular component (GO): nucleus
Molecular function (GO): DNA-binding transcription factor activity, RNA polymerase II-specific; RNA polymerase II transcription regulatory region sequence-specific DNA binding
Source: RefSeq, a predicted model, not a curated record